AUCAAUUUGUUGAUAUUCUGCUUCCUGGUUAUAAAAUUCUACACAUUUUGUCUGUUUACAAUCUAAUCUAAGAGAUGAAUAAAAAAAAUAAAGGCUCUAAAGCUGGAAAGGGUGAUGACCUUUUAGUCCAGAUGGGUAUGAUCCCUGGCAUGGGCAAUGAUGACGACGAUGAUGAAGAUCUCGAGGCUGAACUGCUGGCACUUCAAGGAAUGUCAGCUCCACAAAAGCAGAAAAGAUCAACCAAGAAGUCGGGGAACAAUGAUGGAGUUGAUUUGGCUGCAAUUGACAAAAUGGCCCACGAAGCCAUGAAUAUGGAUGGAGACGAUGAUGAUGAUGUUGAAGAUGAUGACGAACUUCUGGCAGAGUUGCAGCAACUCUCCAGUGAUGAGGACUCAAAGCCAGCCCCAAAACCGUCAUCACAACCCUCACCAAGCAAAGUGGCACCUCCUGCCCCUGCUCCAAGGAUGACCUCUCUUCCAUCUCAAGCACACCAGAUGGCAGCACCAGCCCCAGCGGAAAGGGCCCCAUCACCAAGGUCAUCAACUGGGAAGCAAGGAAUUCUGGCAGAACUGGAGGAGAGGCUUGAGAUGUAUAAUGGAGCAUACAGCCAUGCUCAGACAGAGGGAAAUUCUUCAAAGGCAAGACGAAUGAACCGAGGUGCAAAGACAUUGAAAGACCUCAUAAGGCAAGCCAAGGCUGGGAAACCUGUUCCUGAGGAAGAGAUACCUCCAGUUGUUCAUGCAGGCCAAGUUGGGAAACAAAAAGAAGACAGCCCAGCAGCCACUCCCAUGGAAACAGUACCUUCCGAGCCUGUUAGAGUAUACACUCAGCCAGACCCUCCUGUUUCACCAUCCCAGGGAGCAGCAGCACCACUAUCACCUGAUGUACAGAAAAGUAUAGCUGUGAUGACAGAGCGACGUGAGCAAUACAAGCUUGCAGCUCUCCAGGCAAAAAAAUCUGGAGACAUUGAACAUGCCAGGUCAUAUUUUAAAACUGCUAAGCAAUUCGAUUCUGUGAUAGAUGCUGCAACUGCUGGUAAUCCUAUUGACCUGUCUAAGAUGCCCCCAUCCCCGCCAUCUGCAUCUGCACCCAGUAUUCAAGUGGAAAAGAGUAGGAACCAGGGCCAUGGAGAAGCGGCUGCAGCUGCUGAGCCAGAAUUGGAUGUGCCAAUGGAUUCUUCAGUUGAUAAAGAUCUCUUUGGUGCCCCUGAUGCCCCUCAAUCAGUGAUGGAGGCCCUGCAACAGCGUUUACAAAAAUACAAGUCAACUGUUGAGAAAGCUAAAGAAGAAGGAAAUUCAGGCAAAGCGAGAAGAAUGGGAAGAAUAGCUAAGCAAUAUGAGGAUGCAAUUAAAGCUCAUAAGGCAGGCCGCCCAGUAGAUUACAGUGAAUUACCAACUCCUCCAGGAUUCGCCCCCAUACCAACAGGCUCCAGCCCAGCCCAAAGCAUGUCACCCCCAGCAGCCAGCCCCCAACAGAGGUCACCAGGAGCACCACAGAUGAGGACAGCGGCAGGGAGCGGGGGACAGACAUCGCCAGCCACUGCUUCUCCACCAAAACCAGCUGUAAAACGGAAAUCAGGUGAAAUUCCAGUGGGUCGACAGCAACAGCAGUUAGCUUUCAUACUGGACAGACAGAAGCAAUUCAAGCUGGCUGCUCUGAAGGCCAAGCAAGCUGGAGAUAAAGAACAGGCUAUGGCAUAUCUCAAACAAGCUAAGGGUUUUGACCCAAUGAUAGAGUCUUUACAUAAUGGGGUCCGAGUUGACAUGUCAAAAAUACCAAGACCGCCAGGAAUGGAGGAAGAAAGUUUGUCAAGUUACGAAUUUGUAGAAUCGGAUGAUUGUUCAAAUUCUGGGCAGACUGGUGACCGGGAAGAGAUGUUUAAAAAGUUAGAGCAGGAUCUUAUCAAUCAAAUCAGGACGUACAGCAGCAAUUCUAAUCACUUCACUCACACUGGAGACAUUAGUUCAGCAGAUAGAUUUGACAAACUUGGACAAAACUGCCGCAAAGAUUUAGAUGCCCUGAAGAAUGCUUAUAAGCAUGGUGAUCCUGUGCCAAGAUUUCAUUACGAAACCAAAGAAUUUAAGUUAUUUAAGUGUUGUACAGACCUCGGUGACAGUGAUCUGGAACUUAUUGUGGUGCGUGGAAUUCAUUAUAACCCUCCUUCAGGGUAUACACCUGAACAGCUUGACACAUAUGUGAAGUAUGAAUUUCCAUUUCCGACGGAUGAUUGCCCCAAGGGUCAAACUCAAAUGGUCAAGAGCACUGCUUGUCCAGAAUAUGAAAAGUCAUUCAAGAUACCAAUCAACAGAAAAUCGAGGUCAUUUCAACGACUGAUCAAGAUGAAAGUGUUCAAGUUUGAAGUUUAUUAUCGAAGGGGAAUUCUGAAGAGCGACAAAGUUUUGGGAAGUGCAAGUGUAAAGUUACAACCAUUAGAAGACCACUGUGAAAUCCAUGAGUGUGUAGAUCUGAUGGAUGGCAGACGGCCUUGUGGAGGUCGGUUAGAGGUCAGGGUUAGAAUACGACAGCCUCUCGUGUCAAAGGAGGAGGAAGAAGUAAAGGAGAAGUGGUUGGUUAUUGACCUAUUCAAUCGAGCUCUGACUGCAGGGCCUUCACAGACCAGAGCAAGAUCACGAUCCCCUGCUGCUAAUAGUGGUGCUACUAGGAGAGCCUCAACAUCUAAAGUUUGCUCUGUGUCCUAAAGAGAUCCUCACUUGGAAAUGGUUCCGUGCAGACCUUUUGACUAUAGGCCCUACCUUCCUAAAUAUGGGCCUAGGACAUGUGGAGUCAAGUGGGACCCUGGACUAAUCUUAAUGCCACUUGACCUGGAACUAUCCCACUGGAUUCACUGUGAUCUUGGACUAUUUUCCACAGAUAUUGUGUUAUCUGACAAUGGACAUCACCAUUAAAUUAAUUACUUAAAAUUUAGUGUUUUCUGUCUGGAUAAAGAAAAAUGAGAAUACUUCUGUAUGUGACUGUGACCUGGAAUGUCAGUAUUAAAAAUCUUUGAGUUCUCUAGUCGGUUUCAGUUUUUGAGUGAUAUACGUGGACUUACCAUUAAACGCCUGGAUAUUAGCACCAUAUCUAAAUUCAGGACAGCAGCACUCAUAACAAAUAUGAACUUUUAAAAGCGUGAGGGGCAUAUUUUUAUAUACUUGCCAUAUUUUAUAUAUUUAGAUACUCAUUUAUGUUUGAUAUUGUGUACCAGUCUUACAAGCUGCUUGUUGACAGUUAGAUAUUCACAUCAUGUAUGAACAGCGUCAGCUGCCUUUAGUACUAGAAAGAUAAUCACAGCAUACAUGAACUUAUAUUUGUUCUUGAAUUGAUUAAGAAUACCUGUAAGAUAGUAGUUGUUUACUGAACAAAACCAUGUCCAUUAUAUUGUUUUCAAUAUCCAUCUUCAUGUUUUUGGUUUGGAGACGCACAGGAGUGGGACUGAAUUGAAGAGUGCUUUUAGCUGUCUGAUCUACCAGUGGACUUGGCAUUCCAUACUGGCUGUCUUGGCUAGUCAUGCCAGCUGUCUGGGGAUGACUAUUGCCAUCUUGGAGAUAGAAAGGGCUGAAUUACUACGCUUUUGUAUGCCAGACUAGAUGUCAAAAGCUUGAAGGACUUGUGAAGGUAUCUGACUUUGGGUAAAAGCGAUGCUUUACAUGCAGUAGAUUCUUUUUCUCUAA
Lineus longissimus is the source of this 3671-nucleotide messenger RNA. Its product is annotated as coiled-coil and C2 domain-containing protein 1-like. Gene Ontology annotation, biological process: regulation of transcription by RNA polymerase II. Gene Ontology annotation, cellular component: nucleus. The coding region runs from base 75 to 2699 and encodes 874 amino acids. The record is from RefSeq and is a predicted model, not a curated record. The transcript is spliced from 25 exons. Gene Ontology annotation, molecular function: RNA polymerase II cis-regulatory region sequence-specific DNA binding; DNA-binding transcription repressor activity, RNA polymerase II-specific. NCBI's taxonomy places the organism in Eukaryota, Metazoa, Nemertea, Pilidiophora, Heteronemertea, Lineidae.